Lytechinus pictus (painted urchin) is the source of this 4061-nucleotide messenger RNA. RefSeq names its product LIM and SH3 domain protein 1-like. Gene Ontology annotation, cellular component: focal adhesion. Gene Ontology annotation, molecular function: actin filament binding. The coding region runs from base 73 to 699 and encodes 208 amino acids. The transcript has 6 exons. NCBI's taxonomy places the organism in Eukaryota, Metazoa, Echinodermata, Echinoidea, Temnopleuroida, Toxopneustidae. The record is from RefSeq and is a predicted model, not a curated record.
UUUUUUCACUUGUUUUUACAGUAUUGGCACAAGCUGUGCUUCAAGUGCGAGUCAUGUGGUUUGUCACUGACUAUGAAGAAUUACAAGGGGUACAACAAGACUCCCUACUGCAAUGCCCACUAUCCAACUACAAAAUUUACUGCUGUCGCCGACACACCAGAGAAUCGUCGCCUUCAGCAGCAAACUAAGAACCAAAGUAAUCUGCAAUACCAUGCAGAGCAUAAAAAGAAUCUGGAGAAGUUCACUGCUGUAUCAGAUGAUCCAGAAAGUAGACGACUAGCAAAAAAUACUCAGCAGUCUUCUAAUGUGGCAUACAAAGCAGCUGCCCCACCCCCAUCAGCAGCCAGUGCCCCUCCCCCAAGUAUGGGAUAUGCUCCAUCUCAGCAGUAUCAGCCACCAAGAAAUGAGACAUCUUACCAACCACCAAGAAAUGAGCCGUCAUCAUACCAGCCACCACCCCCUCAGCAAGUCCAGCCUCCUCCCCAGCAGGAGCCUACUCCUCCUCCUGCUCCUGUUUCCUCAUCACCUGCAUAUGUAGCACUCUAUGACUAUACUGCAGCAGAUGAUGAUGAGGUGGACUUUAAGGAAGGGGAUAUUAUCAUCAAUGCUGAUAUCAUUGAUCAAGGUUGGAUGACAGGCACUGUACAACGUACCGGUCAAAGUGGCAUGCUUCCAUCAAACUAUGUUGACCCAAACUAGAAUUAUUUUUUUUUCGCAAACUAUAGGUUGGAGACAUUGUACAUGCAUAAAAACAUAUGUCAAAUUAUCAAUCUUUUCAACUGGUGCAGCAAUUGGGUUUUGGGUAUUGUUAUCAUUGUGCACUAUAGCCUAUCAAUUAGACAGAAUUCUGUUAUAUUAGUUAUGAAAUAUUGUCACAGACACUUUGCAUAACACACAAGGUUAUUUUAUAAAUAAAAUCAAUCAAAGUGAGUAUUUCCUUUUGUGACCAAUUGCACCAAAAAUAUUAGUGUCAUCGCUAGAAAUUGUGCAAACAGAAUCACAGUAAAGUCACCAAUUAAGUGCCUUGCAAAGAAUUGAUUGUAUUAGGGAUAAACACUGAGCUAUACUAACACAAAGAUUUUUCUUGUUGUAAGUUUGUAAGAUAUGGAAGUAAAUAGUGUGGGUAUAUGGUAGGUUGGACAGAUUGACUGCAAGAAUGAGCCUUUUCAAGGAAAAACAAUAGAAAUUAAUCACACAAAUGAAGAGAAAUAAAAAUGAAGCUAUAUAUGAAUGCUUUGAUAAGUGUAUAUGUAUUGAGAUAGAAAUCAAUGACAGUGAGUAAACUAGAAUAUAGAAUUCAUAGUCAUGGCAAAAAGAAAUGCCAUCGAACACAUGGAUUAGAUAGAUUAACCAAAAUAUGACUGAAAUAGCACACAAUCUUAUAUUAUCACUGUCAUUUUAUUUUAAAAAAUAUUAUUUUACACCAUACAAAGCAAUGAAAAUUUGUCAAAACCUGUGUACCAUUAAAAUCUAUAGAUAUUUUAUAAUCACCGUUUUCAUCAUCUAUAAGUAUACUGGACUUGUAUAAGUCAGUAAAGAAUUUAAUGGGUGUAUAUACUUAAUCAUUUUACAAUAGAAUUGAAUAGGGAAAGAUGGAUGCAUUUAUGUUGUACCUUGGAGGAAGGUUGAGGUAUUUAACUGCUUAUAUUGCUGUACACACACAUACAAAUACAAUUCAGCUUGUUUCAAGUUUUGUUUUGUUCCAAACAAUCUUCUCAAGAAGUGUCAUUGAGCUCAUUUCUGGUCAUUUCAACAUAUUUCCAUGUAUAAAACAAUAAAAAUAACAGUGCUUGUAUAGCGUAUAUGACAUUAUGUCUCUAUGCGCUUCCAAAGGACUUGGAUAUUAUUACUCCGGCUUCAGUUUGAGCUAAACAUGCCUUUUACAAGCUUGAAAUUUUUCUUGCAAGAAAGUGAUAGGUUUACCACAUAACCUUCAUGUAAUUUCAUGAUAGGUUAUUCUAUCCUCCUAUACAUUCCUUGAUUUUUUUUUCAAUUAAAGGGGAAUCCAGCCGUGGUCAUAAAAUGUUGUAUCAGAAAAGAGAAAUAAAAAAAAAAAAAAUCAGAAUAGCGAAAGUUUGAAAGAAAUUGGAGAAGCAAUAAGAAAGUUAUGGCUACUAUACAAUUGAGAUCACUAACUCUAUGUAGAUUUCAAAUUGGCAACUGGAUAAGUAAAUUAUGACAAGGGGCAAGGACAACUUUCCCAUAGGCCAUGUACUUAAUUAUCAGGGAUUUAUGAUUUUCUCUUAAAAAGUACACAUUCCCCUGGGGCAGUAAGCUAAAUAUAAUCCAGGUAGUGUAGUUUUAUGUCCUCAUGAAAUAAAAAUGUAAUUUGAAGUAAAACUUUUGAAAAAAAUACAUUUUAGCCAUUUUAUGUUUUGGAGUAGUCCUUGCCUUACAUCACAUAUGCAGUUUGAGGUCUCCAUGGGUAUAGUGAAUACCAAUAUUUACGACAUUAAAAAAUUCAUAACUUUCUUAUUGUUUGUCCGAUAUUGUUUCAAACUUUCACCUAUCAACUUGUCUGUAUUUUCUUGUUCCUCUUACGUUUGGGUUGGAUUCCCCUUUAAACCUGGAAUUGCCAUGUUAGGGUUUUAUUUGGGAUUUGUAUGUUUAUUGAGGGAGAAAAAUGACCCUGGGUCAUUAAGAGACAAACUUCUGGUCAUGCAUUAUGUGUCAUCCUACUGCAGGAAAAAAAUAUGGAUCCAUAUUAUACUCUUGAUAUUAAAAGCACAUACACUUCAGGGAAAGAGACGGAAAAUUAUUGCAUGAAUAGCAUCACAUAUAUUGUGUUUUUUUAAAUAUGAGUAUAAUUUGUUUUAUGUAUGAGUAGGGGUUCACUCGAGUACACAAGUUUGUCAUGUUCACUGAUAUUGAUGAACACAGAUGUUUAUAUCAUGUUAUAAUUUGCAUACAACUUCAGCUUUACAUUGCUGUUUGGAAUGUUUUUAAAAGUAUGGUGUACAUCAUAUCAAAUAUUUCAUCUAUUGAUGUGAUAUUACAUAUAGAUAUUACCCGUUUGUACUUAAGAUUCAUGAAGUUACUUUUCAAAAGCAUUGUUUUUGUACAUAUAUUUGAGCAUGUAUACAAUACAAUUAUAUAAAAUGGCAGAUGUUUAUGUUUUUAUUAUUUCUUAAAAAUUGCAUUCAGGAAAUGAGAUUGACAAGCAUGAUAUGCAAAGCUAAUCACUUCUAAAGGAAAAUAAUCAAUAUUGAUAGCAUUGCAACAUUAGAUAAUUUAGAAAUGAUUGUCCACAUGUAUAUUAUCAGGACCUUAGUGUUAAAAUUGUAUGCAACAAAGUAUGAAUUAGAUAGAGAUAAAUUACACACUUUUGAAUUAAGAAAUAUGCCUCAUCUGUAAAGUAGUCAAAAUAUAUUUCACUGAUAUUGAAUAACUUGGUACAUAGACAAGACGAGAGUUUGUCUUUGGAUAAUCACUCAAGUCAAUGACAACCCAUAGUCUAAUCUUAAUAAUCAUUUUCAUACACUGCGGAAGUGCCUAUGUCACUAUAGACUAGCUUUUGACAUUUCAUCAUUUAUGUAUGAUGGUGUAUCCAGCUUAUGCUUUGAAGGCAGUGCAAGUCAUAUUACAUGCCCACAAAGUCAGUGGUCUUCUAAAUCCUGUUUUUGUUACAAGAGAAAUCAUCUACUUCAAUUUUACUUUCUUUUGGUCUUGGCAAUGCAUACAGAUGAGAUGUGAUAGAAGACUUACCAAGGGUAUUGUUUUACAUGAAUGAUGUAUUUUACCAACUCAAAGCUUUUUUUUUUUUUGUAGUCCUAAUUAUUAAAUUUUGACUGGAAGUAUCUAUGAAUUCACAGAAAACCAAUUGGUACUUGCCUGGUCUUAGGAAAGAACUAUAUAGUUGUGGAAAGCCAUGGAACUUGGUUCUAAAAUAUCUGUAACAACCCUGAAAAACCAAGCUUACGGUAGUUAUUUAAUAGGCAUGUAUUAAGAACACUAGACCAUACAAGGCAUAUCAAGAGAUGCCAUAAUAUAGACACUUAACAUGAAAUAGUCCAUUACCUGACCAUAUAAUAAUAACCACUCAAUAAAUGAUAUUGUACUAA